CGCAGGUUCUUUGCUCUGUGCGAGUGUGCAAGUUUUGUUUUCUCUGUGUUGUUCGAGCUGAGCUGCCAUGCUGGCCGCAAUCUUUGCUACAGAAGCUGACUAAUCCUCGCCGUGCAGAAAGGAAGGCUGAUUGGCGCACGCCAGGUGCUGCACCUUGUGCCUACCCGGCCUCGCCAUCAGCACACAAUUGCGCCAACACAGUGAAAGAAUGUUUUUUGCUUGGCUUGUCUUUUAUGCGGCUUGGGCGCAGGUUGCCCAAAGUGCAGCCAAGGGUGCUGUGACACUUGGGUCUGCCUGUUGUGACUCAAGUAGCCAGGCUUGUUGGAGCACACAAGGGUCAGAUGCAACAAGCAGCGACCGAGCAGCUGCAGUGUGUGAGAGCAGGUCGGUUUGCAGCACGCGGGCGCCAAAGGCCGUGUUAUCACUUUUAUCACCUUGGCAAUGCCGGUUCAUGCGCACAGACUGUUUACCCUGAUCUGCUUUCCAUUUUCCGUGCCUCUUGCCUCCGGCGUAUGGCUCGCUCUCCCGCCAGGUUUGUCGGGUGCUUGCGCACAGACUUGCUGAUCAGGCAGAUGUCAGCUUUUACGUAUUCGGACUUUGUUGACUGGCAGUCAGGCUGUCAGCAAGGCAACUGCUUUGUCCCACAAGUGCCCAGCGGGUGUCCAGCAUGCUUGACUGCCGAAUUCGGCUUGUUGCUGGAGAGAUUUACCAAGCCCGCUGGUUGUGUUUUUGCACCAAAUGCGUAAAUGGCGCGAUGGCUUGGCACUAGGAGCCCUUGUCGCACGACGCUUUGCCGAGGUAUGUGCACCAAAAUCCCCCGCUGCUUGAGUCACAACUGGCAGACCCAAGUGUCCCAGCAUCCUUUGCUGCACUUGGUGAUUUGAGAAAGUCAAGCCAUGUCAAUGUUCCAGGCCUGCGCUUUAGUGAGAGGUAAAGAGCCCCAAGAGCGCCCCUUCUUGGGGCUCUUUGCCCACUUUUAGAGCUGCCACCGCCUGAGCUAUGCAAAGUCCUGGUUGCACCUUCCUUGGUGCGAGUCUUGGUUAACUGAGCUGACUUGCCAUGUUGGACAGGAUGCUUGCUACAAAGUCUGACUGGUGUUCGAAACGCCUGAGACAAUGUGCAGGAAGGCAUUCUGCUUGGCGCGCACCAUGUGCUGCGCCGUGUGGCUGCUGGGCCUUCGACAGCGCCAACACAUCGAAAGCGUGUUUCUUGGCCGGCAUGUGGUUGAUGCGUUGCGAGUGCAGAUCGGCGUAGGCACGUCCAAGUUUGCGGUGACACUUGCGUGUUCAUGUCGUCAGUCAAGUAGCCGAGGAUGUGUGGCGCACAAGUUUCAGAGAUAAGAAGAAGCAACCAAGCCACCGCAGUGUGUCAGAUCAGGUCGUUUUGCAGCACGUGGGAGCCAAAGGCUGUGUUUUCAUUUGCGUCGCCUGACAAUGCUGGAUCAUUGGCUUGACAAGCUGUUUACCGUGAUGAGCUUUCAAGUUUAUCUGCCUGUCGCUUCCAACAUAUGGUUCGCGCUCCCGCCAGGUUUUAAGGUUGCUCGCGCACAGACUUGCUCGGACAGAUAUCAGCUUGAACAUUUCGGACUUUGUUGAUUGGCAGUCGGGCUGCCGGCAAGACCACUGCUUUGCCCCACAAGCGCCAAGCGAGUGGCCAGUGUGCUUGACUGCCACAUUGAGCUUGUUGUUGGACAGGGUUGGCAGCGGCGGCCGUCCGCUCGUCGUGUUUUCUUCGCCUCGCAAUAGUUAUCCAUCAUUGGUUUCUGGGUUCUGGCUGUGUCUCCCUCUUGGCAAGUCACGCUUGCUGGCCACCAAGCUGAAGUUUGCCUGCCACACUCUGCAGGCGCAGAGAUGCGCAGAGGCUAUGCGUCUUUUUAAUUUGUCGCCAGAGACCAGCAAAUCCCAAGGAGGCCACUGCACCAAAGUCCAAAGUCACCUUUUUCGGUGCGACACGCAAGCUUUGUUUCCUUUUUGUUCCAUGAACUGACUUGCCAUGAUAGACACGAUGCUUGCUACAAAGUCUGACUGGUGGUCGAAACGCCUGAGACAAUGUGCAGGGAAGCAUGCUUCUUGGCGCGCACCCUGUGCUGCAUCUUGUGCCUACCCAGCCUUGCCGUCAGCAUAUGACGGCACCAACACAUCAAAAGUGUGUUUCUUGGCCGGCAUGUGGUUGAUGCGUUGCGAGUGCAGAUCGCCGUAGGCACGUCCAAGUUUGCGGUGACACUUGCGUGUUCAUGUCGUCAGUCAAGUAGCCGAGGAUGCGUGGCGCACAAGAAAGAGGGAUAACAGAAAGCAACCAAGCCACCGCAGUGUGUCAGAUCAAGUCGUUUUGCAGCCAAAAGCAUAAAGCAUGGAGCCGUCGUGUUUUCAAGGAAGGCAGGUCAUUGGUGUCACACGCCCGAUCCUGACAGCCCCGGCCUUGAUGCAGGCGCCGUGGAAGGCGAGGCCGCAGGGCAGCUGAGCGGCUCGUGGGAGCCGAAGGCCGUGUUUUCACCUUUGUUGCCCUGGCAAUAUCCGAUCAUUUGCACAAGCUGUUUACCCUGAUGUGCUUUUCAAUGUCCCAUGCCUGUUGCUUCCAACGUAUGCCUCCCGCUCCCGCCCGGUUUGAAGGUUGCUCGCGCGCAGACUUGCUUGCCCUACUUUGCGCGUGCAGAUGCUUAGGCUUUGUCGCGCGUGACCAAUGUCCAGAGCGCCCGCUGCACCCGUGUCUCAAGUCGCUGCUGUUUGAGCCGUCAGCUCGAGCUGUAGUGGUUCACCACGGCAUUGCAGUGCGGGUGCGUGACCUGUAGCAAGCAGUGACGAAAUGCUAACUGGCCGCUCUCUUUUCUACAGGUGUUGCUCAAAAGUUCAGGUUCAGGGGUGCAGGAGGAGUGACAACGCGUGUCCACUCCCUAUCCCUGCACCCCCAUGCUGAGCCUGCACAGAUGCCCCCAAGGUCAACAAUGCAUGUUCGACCUUCACACAAGGUGUAUUAUUUUUGGGGUGUGAGACAAACAGGAAACAUGCUGGCGCAACAAGAAGCAAUGCAACCUGUGUGUUGGCACUGAGGAAAGCGUCCUCUGCGAAUAUCUGCUGGCGGGACUAGUGGGUAUUCGGCCUGCAUAUCAGCAAAAACGUGUGCCAGCGCACUUAGUUCUGGUAUAUCCUCAAUGCGGCUUGCAGGUAGCUGUUUGCGACGGGUCUUAGUGUCGGGUCAUGUCGGGUGUGACACUUGAGUGGUGUGUUGUUCCCGCGCAAGCAAACAUGUCCAGACGUGGACACAUGAACAAACAAGCUAGAAGAGUCGACUGGCUCUGGAAGCGUGUGAGAAGUUGUGCAAGAAGGCAUGCUGACUGGUGCACACCAUUGGCUGCACCUCCUGCCUUUCCGGCCUUGCCAUCAGCGUGCAACCGCACCAUAGGUCGGCAAAGGACGCUGCGAGGACAAUAGGAAGCAGACGAUUGCGUCAGAUCAGGUUGUUUUGCAACACGUGGCAGACAAAGGCCGUGAUUUCACCUUUGUUGCCCUGGCAAUAUCCGAUCAUUUGCACAAGCUGUUUACCCUGAUGUGCUUUUCGAUGUCCCAUGCCUGUUUCUUUCCAACCCAUGUCUCAUGCUCCCGCCAGGUUUGAAGGGUGCUCGCGUGCCAGAUGCUUAGGCUUUGUCGCGUGUUUGCCAAUGUGCUGGGCAUGGGCAGCAGGUAUCCUUUUGGAAGCACCCCCCGUGCCAUGGAUGGUCUGCCACCUCCACAUGGUCCCCCCAAGCCUGCCGAAGGCAUGGGCGAAGUUUAGCAGGUCCGGCACUACCUUUGUUGUUACCACCUCCGCGUGUAAGGGAGAGGAGUGGCGACCUCGGCGUCAUCGCGCGACAUGCGCUUCCCCGUAUGCAGCCCGUUGUACCUCUGACCGACAAUUGAGGGAGUGGAAGUUGGGUGGUUGCGCUUCGAGCCACCCCAUGGACUACCUGGAUGGGUGGUGAUGAGGAUAGCCAGAGGGCAACGAGGGCAUUUUGCCCGUCGCAAAUCGUUUGUGUAGGCAAAUUAGUUUCGGCGGGAGACAGCCCCGGCUGUCACGCAUAUGAGGCUGAGGCGGCAGCUUUCUUUGACUGCCAUUUUUGAGGAAGGGGCGUCUACCACUGACUUCGCACUGGCCACGCCUAAGGUGAUGUGGUCUACCUGGCCCAUUGCCUGCCAAAACAAGCCCCGUGCAGUGGCUGCGGGAUGAAUGUCCAUAUCACGACAUAGUUUCCUUAGAACAUUGGUCACCGCCAUAGGGCCAGGAACGAACACCACCCUUUCCAUUUGCCCCAUCAAACAAAAGGUAAACGGCGCGCCCCCCUUCCGGCUACGGUAGGGGGGAUUUGCUGUAUUGGAGCGAAUCGGUGAAGUAUUCCGAGAUCUGUCGAGAAAAACCGUCAGAAGCUGAUGCGAGUCUUUGCCUUUCCAGUGGGCGUGUAGAGAGCCGUGUGAUGCGCCUGAGAUUGGCGUUCCCGCUGCGUCGCGCGUGCAACUGCUGCCAAACCUCAGAGCAACACGGCGCCGCCCUGAUGCCCAGGGCCGCGACAUGCGCGCUAUUCUGACAAAAGGCCCAGAAUGCUCACAGCAACACGAUGCAAUUCUUGAAAAGCUUUCCGUGCUUUCCAGUCGAGUCUCUCGAGGCAGGUGGGACAUUUCACCCUAGUAUUUUGAGCGUGCCACAAGGAGCGUGCUAGUGUUGCCCAGCGUGGUAUCAGGGUACAGCAAGACGUUCAAGGCCGACACGCAAUGAAGCCG
Molecule: messenger RNA, 4748 nt
Organism: Effrenium voratum
Lineage: Eukaryota; Dinophyceae; Suessiales; Symbiodiniaceae
Source: the annotation of a GenBank genome assembly